Messenger RNA from Drosophila ananassae, 761 nucleotides. RefSeq lists its product as uncharacterized. The coding region runs from base 31 to 711 and encodes 226 amino acids. The transcript has a single exon. The record is from RefSeq and is a predicted model, not a curated record. Lineage: Eukaryota; Metazoa; Arthropoda; Insecta; Diptera; Drosophilidae.
CAGUUGAAAGGAAAUACUCGUUGGGAAAAAAUGCGUUUGUUUGUCGCUCUGGUCUGUGUCAGUUUUGUGGCAUGUGCCACCGCCCAGUGGCCGCUACGUGGCAAGUCUGGCUUGAAUGCUCAGGUGAAGCUGGCCGUGGAGCCACCCAGUUUGCUGGUCAAGAAUGCCGCCAUUCUUCCAUCACUCCAGCUGUCGGAUACCGUGAAGACCCAGGAGAUUCCGAAAGUGUCGGCCGGAAAGCGUAGCAUUUUGCCAUACAUCUAUCCCAGCUACUGGCCCGACUAUGGAGUUCCCACCAAUGGCUGGUAUCCUGGUGGCUGGAAUUCUGGUUACUCCAACCCUGGAUAUUGGGGCAACAACUGGUACGAUUAUGGUGCUGGCUUCUACCCUAGGCGCCGUUUGGUGAAGCCGUUGGUCUCGGCCUCUCCUGGAUCUAUUGGAGCCACAGGAUCAAUUGGAGCUUCGGGAGCCACUGGAGUUACUGGAUCUAUUGGAGCUUCUGGAGCCAACGGAUCGAGCUCAUCGUCUGGAUCCACAUCCAGCACAACUACCACUACCACCACCACCAGCGAUGUGGUUCCUGCUUUGGAUGCCUCCCUCACUGCUGCUGUUGUUCCCGAUGUUGUCCCCCUUCCCGAUGUUGUGCCUGUGGCCGACCCUGUUGUCCUUCCUUUAGUCGCUGAGCCUUUGCUAACCACCCAGGUUAUCUAAGAGGCAUCAGUUUAAAGAUUUAAUAAAUAUUUGUAUAUAUUGAGCAAAAA